Molecule: messenger RNA, 3501 nt
Organism: Oncorhynchus gorbuscha (pink salmon)
Lineage: Eukaryota; Metazoa; Chordata; Actinopteri; Salmoniformes; Salmonidae
Product: septin-9-like
Exons: 12
Coding region: 348-2249 (633 amino acids)
Biological process (GO): cytoskeleton-dependent cytokinesis
Cellular component (GO): cell division site; septin ring; septin complex
Molecular function (GO): GTPase activity; molecular adaptor activity; GTP binding
Source: RefSeq, a predicted model, not a curated record
CAGGUGUGAUUGUAUCCAUUCUACGUAUCUAGAGAUAGCCUGGCCCUGAGGUUAACUCCCUCAGCGUUCGCGUUCGAUCCUGAUAAAUUAAAUAAUUCACUCAUUUACUUCAAGUCCACGAAGUAGCGGUUCCCCUGAUUUUCCCCGCAGCCAGGUGUGUUCGGAAAGCUUAACGUUCCAGGAUUGGGAGGAAUAGGGAGAAGAGCGCGCACCGACAUACCUGUGAAACUACGGUUGUAAAUGAAGAUCUGAUUGCCACGGACAUCGACACGUCUGAGACAUUGCCUGGCUAAAAUAACAACUCAUAUCGAGGCUUAAAGCAAGUCGUUUCUUUACGAAGGAUCAUCAUGAAGAAAUCAGGAUAUUCAGGUAUUGCCAGGUCCACCAGUGGGAGACUGAGGAGGACAGACAGAGAAGGUUCUUCUUCCAUCACCAGUCCCACACUAAAGAGGUCGUUUGAGGUGGAGGAGUCUGACAUCUCCAUCAACCCCUCCCCUCUGUCCCGUAGGACCAACCUCCGCUCCUCCACCUCCAGCCAGCGAAGCUUCCACGAAGCCCGCAACUCUGACAACCCCUCCAGAACCUCGCCUUCUGACUCCAACCCUUGCUCCCCCAAAACCAGCCUGAGACGCAUGGAGCUGUCCGGGGGAGUGGUAGGAGGCCGUGCCCUGGAUACAGCCUCCACCCGCCGGACCGAGAUCUCUAUUGAGGUGUCAUCCAAGCAGAUUGACAGCUCGCCCAGCCCGGGUAUCGCCCGCUUCGGCCUGAAGAGGCCUGAGGCCCAGAGUCUUGGUUCUCGAGCCGGAGCCGUCCCAGAGAGCUCCACCAGCUCCAGCUCGGCACACAGACGGGCAGAGAUCUCACUCUCUCGGCCCCACGAGCCCCCCGGGGCACCCAGGAGGGGGGACUCCCAGCCUCCCUUAGCCACCCGGAUCCCUGACCCCCCUCAGAGGAGGACCGACCCCACCAUGGUCAGCCCUGUGGAGGGCUUUACUUCCAGGAGACCCGAGAUGCCUGUCUUCCGACAGCCAGAGAUGACAGCACCACCUCCGGUCAGGGUGGUGGAGAACAACAGCCACCCCCCAGUGCCCAGUGGCCCCCUGCCCAGCCUGGUGGAGCCCAGGAGCGAGAGGACACAGCCUCCGGUCAGCGAGACGCCCGUCGUCAGACCUAUAGAGAAGGUCACUACCAGCUACAGCAGUAGAGCCAUGUCUGAGGUGGCCGUGUCCGAGAUGAUGAUGCCACCCCCGGCGGUGCCCGCAGCGUGCCAGGUGGAGAAGACUGUGCCAGGUCCUGGCAUGGGGGACUUCAGCUAUGUGGGCAUCGAUGCCAUCCUGGAACAGAUGCGGAGGAAGGCCAUGAAACAGGGCUUCGAGCUCAACAUCAUGGUAGUGGGGCAGAGCGGCCUAGGGAAGUCCACUCUGAUGAACACUCUGUUCAAGUCCAAGGUGAGCCGUAAGUCAGUUCAGGCCACGUCCCAGGAGAAGAUCCCCAAGACCAUCCAUAUCAAAUCUGUCAGCCACGACAUUGAGGAGAAGGGGGUGAGAAUGAAACUAACUGUUAUCGACACACCUGGCUUCGGGGAUCAGAUCAACAACGAGAACUGUUGGCAGCCCAUCAUGAAGUUCAUUAAUGCCCAGUAUGAGCAGUACCUUCAGGAGGAGAUCAACAUCAACAGAAAGAAGAGGAUUCCAGACUCAAGGGUUCACUGCUGUAUUUACUUCAUACCCCCUACUGGACACUGUCUGCGACCUCUGGAUGUGGAGUUUAUGAGGCGUCUCAGUAAGGUGGUCAAUAUUGUUCCUGUCAUUGCCAAGGCAGACACGCUCACCCUGGAGGAGAGGGACUUCUUUAAACAGAAGAUCAGGGAAGAGCUACGGGCCAAUGGGAUCGACGUGUACCCCCAGAAAGAGUUUGACGAGGACGCAGAGGACCGGAUGAUUAAUGACAAGAUCAGGGAGAUGAUCCCGUUUGCUGUGGUGGGCAGUGACCAGGAGUACCAGGUCAACGGCAGGAGGCUUCUGGGUAGGAAGACAAAGUGGGGAACCAUAGAAGUUGAGAACAUUGCUCAUUGUGAGUUUGCCUAUUUGCGGGAUCUACUGAUUAGGACCCACAUGGAAAACAUCAAGGACAUCACCAGCAGCAUCCACUAUGAGGUGUACCGCGUCCGCCGCCUCAACGAAAACAACACCGCUGUCGCCCAUGCCAACGGCCUCCCCCAACACCACAUGACCUCCCAUGAGAUGUAAAGCCCUGCCCACCGUUUCCCAUGAGCCCUCGCUUCCCUCCGAAGGAGCUUCGAUCCUUCCAACCCGUUAUCCUUCCAUCCCUCACCCCUCCACUCACUCUCAAUGCCAAACCCUUCUACAGAAGGGAGAAGAUCCACACUGGGGGGACUGAGGAGUGUAGUCUUAUGCCCCCAAAUGGCCAAAUACAGACGCAUAGAAUGGACUGUUGAUGCCAAUGCAUUGCCCCUCGAUGAUAACCUGGUCUCUCUGACUAACGUCUAUACGAUGGGGGGGGGGGGGGGGGGGGGGUAAAUGCUAGCUAUCACUUGCAUUCAUUCAGGUUUAACCAGGCUAAGUAAACACUAUUAAUGUACUGCAACCUUAAUCUGUGUGUUUUCAGUUAUUCUGUCGUUCUUUAGGUCCCUCAUCUGUCGGGUUGGUUAACAAAAUAACGCUGUGUUUUCAGUGCCAUUACAUACAAGCAGUGACAGAAGUGCCCGCAAACUUUUGUUUGGGUAAAAUAUAGAUUUCUCAUCCGUUUUAAUAUAGCCCCUGUAAUACAUCCUUUAUUCAUUUGACCUGCUAUCUGAAGGUUCUACAACUUUUAUUUCUGUUCCCUUUGAGAGGAAGUAGUUUAGCCUUGAGGGACUCUAAUUCCCAGUAGGAGUGCUGAUUUGGGAUCAGUUUAGCCUUUUAGAUAAAAGAUUACAUGGACAGAGAGACCUGAGCCUAGAUCAGCACUCCUACUCUGGGGGGCGCUUUAUACACUCGGCCCCAGAACUGUGGUACUGGAUCCAUCGCGACAGCAGCAAAGGCACAGGACAGAUAUUCAGCUAAGUAUUUAGAAGUAUGACACACAGAAAUAAAAUCUAUUCAUUCUAUGGCAGUUGAUUCUUUUGUCAGAGUUCUGUUUGAUGAUGUCCGAGAGGGGUCAGUUGAAGAUGGUGAAUGGGGAGUGUUUCAUUGUGAUGGAAGUUGAUAAUGCUGUUGGAUUGGUCAGGAUUGCAUAAUGUCAGGGUUACUUAAUGUCGGGGUGGACUGGAGGUUUUGAGUCUAGUGGACAUUGUCGACACAUCUGUAGGGCCAGGAGUUUUUCCCCAUAACUUGAACUGACCAGAAAAACCUUGGGCCCUUGUAACAGCCUGUAACUAGGACGUUCUCAGCCAUAGUUAUAGACUGUAACUAGGGUCUUCUCUGAGUCGUCGUUAUAGACUGUAACUACAGUCUUCUCUGAGUCGUCGUUAUAGACUGUAACUACAGUCUUCUCUGAGUC